Lentinula edodes (shiitake mushroom) is the source of this 4752-nucleotide messenger RNA. RefSeq lists its product as uncharacterized. The coding region runs from base 115 to 4668 and encodes 1517 amino acids. The transcript has 9 exons. Gene Ontology annotation, molecular function: GTP binding. The record is from RefSeq and is a predicted model, not a curated record. Lineage: Eukaryota; Fungi; Basidiomycota; Agaricomycetes; Agaricales; Omphalotaceae.
UUCAAGCGCGCCUGUCAUCUGACGGCUCCCACGCUUCAUUGUUGACUACUUUCAACUUUCAUUUCGUACCCGGACCUCGUUGCUCAUUAUCUACGACGGCAAGCAAGACGCCGAAUGGCGGCACACAGACCAUCCUCGACACAGCUCCGUGACCGGCUACUGUCAAAUUCUCCUGAUUUCAUUAAAUCUUCCAUUUUGCGGGAAUCGAACAUGGGCUGGAAUUCCCCUCCAACUUCAUCGGACAACACCGCCGCCAGCUCUGCGACGUCUCCACUCAGGAUAUCGAAACGGGAAUCCUCGCCGAAUCUUCGCCCAACACAAGCCGAUCUCGCUAGGAGGUCGUCUUCGAGCUAUAAACACAUGCGAAACAACAACCUCGUAUCUAAAUCUCCUUUUAAAUCCCAGAUACCCACUCCUUCCACUCCUUCUCGCCACACAGCUCUUCCUGUGUCAUUUCCAACCCGACGUGUGUCUGGAGAAAAACGGCCGCGACCACCGUCGAUGCAUGACGAAGCCGAGAACGAGAACGAUAGGCCUUUUGCGUUGAAAAGAGAGAGGAAGCAGUCGAGAACGUUUCAGGGACUUAUACAAAAGGAGCCGGUUACAAAGAGCCCUUUUCGUCAGGCUGUGAGCUCUUCCAACGAUGGUGAUCUCAAACAGAGAAAGGCAUCGCCUCCAGCUGUUCCUCCACCUUCUUCUCGCAUUCCUACUCACUCUGGUGCUUCUCCUGUUCGGCCAUCUCUUGUUACCAAGAGAAUGCACGGUCCCAGACUUAGCGGCGCCAAACGGGAACGGCGUAAGACUGUCACUUUCCACGAAAACUGCGAAGUGGUAGAAUUUUCUCGAGAUGAGGAUGAAAGUGGCGAAGUGUUUGAGAGUGACGAGGAUGAUAACUAUGGAAAUGCUGCCGAGGAUGAUGUAGACUUUUUCGGCGAGGGUAAGAAUGAGGAGACUCCGCAUGACUCGUACGAGGACAUCGAGCUUUCCGACCAAGAACCGGAAGAGCAGUUAGAGCUCGACGCAGACACCAGUAUCACCGGUUUGGUAGACGAAAUCUUCGCUGGCUCUCGUCAAACUAGCACCCCCCCGCGACACCACCCUAAUGAACUCCCUCCUGAUCUUGAAACCGAGGACGGCGUACCUCUUGGUCGGACUCACCACGCAGACCGGGUUAUAAAAUAUCAUCAGGAGCACGAAUCUCAUCUUUUUGUCGAACCCGCUCCGCAUACCAUCGUUCACACUCCCACCUUUCCCAUUCACGCAACGGCCGCUUCCCCGCCUCCUUCUACUCCAUCGCAUCGCAAUCGAUUCUCUUCGCCUCCUCUAGGUCGUUCAACUCACUUCGAGCGUUUGCAAUCUGCGAGGAUAGAGGAGGAAGACAUCGACCGAGAUGUGAAAAUGCUUCCAGACUCCCCUUCACCUAUGAAACCCAGCAGUAAAACUCACGUAGAUGAAGCCAGUAUGGACGGCCUUGUUCCCAAGUUCGAGCUUCCCGGUUACUCUCCGGUCCGAAGAGACUAUCCAACGGGGUCCGAUCCUUUUGCUAUGCCCAACCUACAAGACGAAUCACUUCCACUUGACGCCGGAAGCUUCGUGCAAGAUGACUCAAUAAUGUCUGUAACUACCACUGAACAUUCUGAAGUCAAUAUCAGUGCACUUGAAAAGGAACUUGGGAAUGAGCGUCUCAUUAAUACGUCAAUGGAAGCCUCACCCAUUGACUUAGCUCGCGAAGCUUCAUUCACUCAAGCUGAUAGUCCGGCCUCAGCUCCCGUCCGUCGCUCUCCUCUUCCACCCAUCCCAAGCUCAGUCCCGCAUCGGAUUUCUUCUCCCGCCAUGCGCUCUUCCUCCCCGCUUUCUCCUCGUGGAAGCGUAAGCCCAUUCGCCAGUCCCGUUGGUGCUCGUCCCCGAUCAAACCGCGAUGACGUGCAUAGACGAUUCUUGCGUCCACGAAGCUUCGGGAACGCCAGUCCUAGUGGAAGUCCAAAAAUAAAUGAUGGAGGACGUGGUCUGCGUACGAGUGUUGACAGACAACGAAUUGUCGAUCUAAGCAUUGAGCAUAGCCCAGAACGCGAAGACGAUCACAAGGAGCAGCUCGAUUCGGAAAUUAACUUUGAGCGGGAGACAGAGAAAGACGCAUCGUCUGUUAUGACGACCGUAACGGAGAACUCUGCUGAGAUGGCCACAAUCGAAACGGCGGAAAAGCGAAAAGUCGUCGCUGUCGGGGUCGUUCAAGAGCAUGAGCCUGCUGAAACGGAAGCAAGUAUGGAGGUUACCCACGACGUGACGAUGGAUUUCGAAGUCAAAGGGGAGGAACUUCAAGAGCAGGCGGAGCCUAAUGAACCCGUGCAUCAAGAUCAACCUGAACCUAUCGCUGUUACACAGGCUAUCGAGUUACGCGACCAGAGCUUCAGCGGUGACGAAGUUGAUUCAGGCAUGGACGAUGAUGAUGAUGCUGAUGAUGACGACAACGGCGAGGAAUUUGGACUGUUGAAGGCUCCCGCUUUUACUAAUAGUAAAAAACUCAAGUUCGAUUUGGGGAGCAAAUUUGGAUUGGGCAAGCUAGGAUUUUUAGACCUGGAACUCUCAAGCGAGGAUCUCACCACACCUUCGACUUCAGAUAAAUCUGAUCUCGGCUUUGAUUUCAAUACAAAAUCCUCGAAAGUUCCUCCGAAAUCUGUUCAAAACAUGCCCGUAGGCUCCGUCAACGUACGAAUGGAUAUGCGAAGCGCCCUGGAUCGCCUCAUGGAUGAUGUCGCUAGUGUCGGAGGAAGUACUCUUGAAGAACCGCACGAUAUUUCAAUGACGACCACCGAGGAGGAUGCUCCUAGAUCCCAACUCAUGCAACGCGCUGCAACGGAUUCUAUCGUAGUCGGAAGUCUUGGUCCGCCUCGAGGGUCUUCCGUGCACUCUGCGAUGCCCAGCCGUAAUGCGAGUACGUCAUCGUCCAUUGCACCUCCCCCACCUCCCAAGGAUAACAUUCGUGCACGCGAGGCGAUGAUUAUCGAGAAAAGAAGGAAGAUGCGAAGGAUGGAGGAGGGUGAUGACGAUGACGAUGAUAGGCCUCUGGGUGUAGCGAGAGCACAACUGAGCGUGCCUACCGGGCGUCCUAGUAGGAGGCGAAGUAUGAGUACUGGUGACGCGGAGGAUCUGGGCGCAAAGAGAAGGGGUGUUGCAUUACGAGGACAAGAUUCGCAACUGUCACUCGAUGUGAACACCUCUCCCACUGGCUCAGAUGAUGCACUGAGUGACGAAAUUGAAAAAGAGCUGAAGAAGAAUAUUCAUGGAUCUGAAAAGAAGAAGAAGAAGUAUUUUAUCCGCGAACAUGAAGGGACUAUCUACGCCUCUUCAGACGUCUCUCACAUGGCUGGUCCGGGAGACGUCAACGCAGGAAAGGCAUGGCGUACCGUCCGUAGACCUUCGGAUAUGAAUGAAUACGCUAAACAAAUCAGAGAAUUCAGGAACCAAGAGAAGCCUGGAAAGUCCUAUGGUAAAGUAUUUGUUAAAGUGCUUGGUGCUAAAGGACUUGUGGUUCCCAUGCCUGCGGAGCAGACCGCCGUCUCUUGCACUCUCAACAAUGGAAUUCACUUCGUAACUACUCCUGAUUUCCGCCUAGGCAAAGAUUGUAGAAUCGAACAAGAGUUUGAGCUGAUUGAGCACAGCAAACUUGAAUUCACACUAACGCUCAAAGUUCGUCGCGAUCCUCAUAUUAUUGCUCAAUUCAAGGCUAUUGUUCCUCCUGCUCCUCCCCGUCCACCUCCUAUGGCGGCAAAUCCCUCGUCAUCAUCAAAAAGUAGUGGAAUGCGAAGUUUCUUCCAUUCCUCUCCCAAGAAGAACAAAGACAAGGAUAAGCGACAAAACACCCCGCCUCCGCCUCCCCCUCCGCAGCUUCCACCGCAACGUCUCACAGAGAACCUUGCACGGUACCUCAAACCAGACGGCACCCUUGCGCGUGCGUUUGUCUCAUUCAAGGACAUUGCUGGUCGCUGUGACACGCGGCUCUUUGAAACGACAUUCCCGCUCAUUGGCCAACGGGCUGAGCUAGGAAACAAGUUCUCCACAUUGCAGGUAGGAGAGCUUGUGUUGCAGGUAUUCAGACUCCCGCCGCUUCCUGGUCUUCCGCCAGAAGAACUUCCGCAGAGCUUGGAAGAAUGUCAUCGUGGGCUGAGGCAUGUGAACUGGCAUAAGAUGACUUACUUUGAGGGAACGUUGACACAGAAUGGAGGAGACUGUAGCUCCUGGCGGCGGCGUCGAUUCCGGGUGAUCGGUGCAAAUCUUGUUGCAUUCAACGAUGUGACAAAACGGGUGACUGCUACAAUCAACCUCCGCAACGCCAUCACGGUUGAGGACAACCAGGAUCCACAUAAGCGUGAUGGUGCUGUACGAAGUCCUGCCUCCGGGGCUAGUCUAUACUAUGACGAAUACGAUGGACUGUUCGGGGUAGAGAGGUCUUUCAGGCUAGUGUUCCCCGAGGAGGAAAUUCUGUUUUUCGCAGACACGGAUGAGGAGAAGGCUAAAUGGCUGGAGAUUCUGAAUGCGCUGGUAGGGCACAUUCCUCCCCAUCCACUGUGGGCCGAGUUACUUUGGCAGAGACAAGAAGAUCUCAACAAAGUAAAGAGAGCGCAACCUCAGGCCGCGAAUCCUGCCCCCGGUCCUAGCAGACAAACAUGAUUCAUUCUAGUCCGAGGCUGCCGCCAAUGUUGUUGGGACUGCUCUGCAUUCGAUUUCUUGUACAUUUGUCCUCUAUCUGCUUUC